Alosa alosa (allis shad) is the source of this 7855-nucleotide messenger RNA. RefSeq names its product SREBF chaperone. NCBI's taxonomy places the organism in Eukaryota, Metazoa, Chordata, Actinopteri, Clupeiformes, Clupeidae. Gene Ontology annotation, cellular component: Golgi membrane; endoplasmic reticulum membrane. Gene Ontology annotation, biological process: SREBP signaling pathway. The record is from RefSeq and is a predicted model, not a curated record. Gene Ontology annotation, molecular function: protein binding; sterol binding.
UGUAGUGUUACUGUGUACCGCCGUGACAUGAUGCAGUGUAGCAAUCAGCUUUGCUUAUGAGCCAGCGCGGAAUAUACUUCAUGGUGCGUCUACAAUAUAUUAUCUGGAGAAGAGUGUUUGUUAAAGCGGAGGAAUCAAUGUAUCUUGGUCCCUGAAUGGUCCCCAGUGCACCCUGCUCGACUGCCCACCACGUGCCCAUGGCGUCCAGCUGACCCCACCCCUGCAGGAUGACGGUGCGAGAGCGUCUUCGGGAGAGCAUCUCGGCUGCCUUCUACCGGCACGGCCUGCUCUGCGCCUCCUACCCCGUGCCCAUCAUCCUCUUCACGUCCGCGAGCAUCCUCACCUGCUGUUACCCACUGCUGAAGCUGCCCCUGCCUGGCACAGGGCCUGAGAAGUUCACCACCGGCCUGCGAGACUACAUCGUCCCCUCCCAUGAGCCGCAGGGAGACUUGGGGGAGCGGCCAGAGUGGUAUCGAGGGCCUCCCGUGGCCUACAUCCAGCAGGUCCUGGUCAAGGCUGCCGUUUCCCCCUGGGACAACACCCUAGUGCCGGUGGACGUGUUCCGCUCCCCCCUGGGCCGUGUGUUCAGCCUGCUGGAGGAGAUCCGGAACCAUGUGUACUCAGACAGCUCGGGUGUCCGCAGCCUUGAGGUGCUUUGUCUGCAGGUGACUGACCUGUUGCCAGGGUUACGACGCAUGCGGGCAGUCCUGCCUGAACACGGCUGCCUGUUGGUCUCCCCUGGCAACUAUUGGCAGAACCAGCAGGAUUUAUUUGACUCGGACCCUGACCUCCUGAAGACUGUCCAAAAGCAUGAACCCAAAGUCCUCCACACCUCUGCUACCCUGAGAGACCUGCUGUUCGGCGUGCCAGGGAAGCACACGGGAGUCAGUCUGGACGGAAGGAAGCGUGCGGUCACCUACACCAUCACCAUAGCGCUCAGUCACUAUGACGCCCGGUUCCUGAGUAGCCUCCGUGCCCGGCUGAAGCAGCUGCAUCCUUCUGUGAACUGCAGCCUGCGUGAUGACCACCUGCUGCACGUCCACUUCAAAGAGGAGAUCGGCAUCGCUGAGCUCAUCCCACUGGUCACCACCUACAUCAUCCUCUUCGCCUACAUCUACUUCUCCACCCGUAAGAUUGACAUGGUGAAAUCCAAAUGGGGUCUGGCCCUUGCUGCCGUGGUUACCGUGCUCAGCUCUCUGCUCAUGUCAGUGGGCCUCUGCACCCUCUUUGGCCUGACGCCCACCCUCAACGGAGGAGAGAUCUUUCCCUAUCUUGUGGUGGUCAUUGGGUUGGAGAAUGUACUGGUCCUAACCAAGUCUGUGGUGUCCACCCCUGUUGAUCUGGAGGUGAAACUACGCAUUGCCCAAGGUCUGAGCAAUGAGAGCUGGUCCAUCAUGAAGAACAUGGCUACAGAGCUUGGCAUCAUCCUCAUCGGAUAUUUUACUCUAGUGCCCGCCAUCCAGGAGUUCUGUCUGUUUGCUGUGGUUGGCCUGGUGUCAGAUUUCUUCCUGCAGAUGUUCUUCUUCACCACAAUUCUCUCCAUCGAUAUUCGUCGCAUGGAGCUGGCUGACCUGAACAGACGUCUCCCGGCCGAGGCGGGCAUGCCCCCUUCCAAACCUGGCCCUUUGCGUCCCCGAGAGACGCCCCCUCCCCCGCGGCCCUCCCCCCACACCAUCACACUCCAGACGCCUGCCUUCCGGAACCUUCGGCUGCCCAAGAGGUUGCGGGUGGUGUACUUCCUGGCUCGCACGCGCCUGGCCCAGCGGAUCAUUAUGGUGGGCACGGUCAUUUGGAUUGGGAUCCUCGUCUACACUGACCCUGCCGGCCUGAGGACCUAUUUGGCCGCCCAGGUGUCCGAGCAGAGCCCCCUCGGAGAGCCUGGCCUGCCCCCCCACCUCGGAGUGGCCCCCGUCUUCCCAGGAGGCGACCCCACCAGCACUCUGAGCGUGCUACCCGCCCCCGAGCCCACCCCCAUCCCCGAGAACCAAUCGCACGGCCACGGCAGCCACGACGGCCGCAGCCCCCAGAUCACGUGGGGCCCGGAGGACGAGGAGGGCUGGAGGAGACUGUCCUACCGCCACUGGCCCUCUCUCUUCAGCUACUACAACAUCACGCUAGCCAAGAAGUACAUCAGCAUCCUUCCGGUCAUCCCUGUCACGCUGCACGUCACACCUCAAGAGGCUAUCGAAAUGCGUCACCCCCAGGACACGCGUCACGCCCCUCCCCCGCACCCUAGGGCCCCCGACCUGCAAACGGACCUCACCCUUUACAAAGUGGCAGCUCUGGGUCUGUUUGCAGGGGUGGUCCUCGUCCUGCUGCUCUUCUGUCUGUACCGUGUGCUCUGCCCACGGAACUACGGUCAGAACGGGGUGCCGCACGGGAGACGGCGGCGUGGAGAGCUGCCCUGCGACGAGUACGGCUACUCUCCACCCAUCAGCGAGAUCUCACCACUGCUGCUGAGAGGACACAGCAUGGACAUCGAGUGUCUGGCUAGCGACGGAAUGCUGCUGGCCAGCUGUUGCCUGGCAGGACAGAUCCGCGUGUGGGACGCCCAGACAGGAGACUGCCUCACAGUCAUCUCCAACAACGGGCUCCGUCGCAGCAGUAGCAAUGGUGGCUGGGAGCAGCGUGAUGGCUGGGACUCGCUGUGUGGCCCCGAGCCGGACAGCCUGUGCAGGAUGGACGUGAGGGAGGUGUGGGCCGGCACCGACGCGGACGGCUUUCCCCUCAGGCGGCGGGUCACACCGUCCCGGCCGGCCCUGUUCGGAGACCAGCCCGACCUGACGCCGCUCAUCGACACCAACUUCGGCGACAUGCCGCCCUCGCAGGAGCAUCCGGCGGCCGGCUACAACUUCGGGGAGCUGGUGGAGAAGGCGUACCAGGAGCACGAGCCCUCGCCGCCUCUGACCUACACGCCGGUGGGCACUCCCCCGCAGCACCACCACCACCACCACCACCACCACCACCACCACCUCCACCAGCGGCGCCGCAGCCUGGGCGACCAGCCCACCCUGACCCCGGAGCGCCCAGCGGCCGGACCCCCUGACUGGGACAGCUCCGUGUGGGCCAUGGAGCUCAGGGGCAACCUGAUCGCCGCAGGGAGGAGCAGUGGAAAGCUAGAGCUGUGGGACGCAGUGGAGGGCUCCUUGAGAUGCAGGAACGAGGAUGGAGUUUCAGGGAUUACCGCACUGGCCUUCCUCAACAACAGGAUUGUAGCAGCCCGGUUGAAUGGAUCUCUGGAUUUCUUCACCGUGGACAUUAACAAGCCUCAUGGCUUGCUUCAGUAUCGUGGUCCCCCUGGGCGUGGCAGUCUGCCCCCCUCGCCGUGUUACAGCAGUGAGGACGUGAUCAGCUGCCAGCUGACGCGCUCGGUGCAGUGUGCCCACCAGAAGCCCAUCACUGUGCUCAAAGCCGCCGCUGGCAGGGUGGUCACGGGCAGCCAGGACCACACAGUCAGGGUGUACCGUCUGGAGGAUUCCUGCUGUCUCUUCACCCUGCAGGGCCAUUCUGGAGGCAUCACUGCCAUCUACAUAGACCAGACCAUGGUUCUGGCCAGUGGGGGGCAGGAUGGAGCCAUCUGUUUGUGGGAUGUCCUGACAGGAAGCCGGGUGAGUCAUGUCUACGGUCACCGUGGUGACGUGACCUCACUGGUGUGCACAACUUCCUGUGUGAUCAGCAGUGGGCUGGACGACCUCAUCUGCAUCUGGGACCGUAGCACUGGCAUCAAGCUCUACUCCAUUCAGCAGGAGGUGGGCUGUGGGGCCAGUCUGGGGGUGAUCUCAGAGAGCCUGCUGGUGACGGGCGGUCAGGGCUGCGUCUCCUUCUGGGACCUGAACUUUGGGGACCUGCUGCAGACGGUGUACCUGGGCCAGAGCAGCGAGGGCCAGAGUGUCCGGCAGCUGCUGGUGCUGGACAACGCCGCCAUCGUCUGCGACUUUGGCAGCGAGCUCAGCCUCGUCUACGUGCCCUCCGUACUGGAGAAGCUGGACUGAGCGCGUUCAGGAGGAACGCGAGAGGACGGCGAGAGGGACCUCUCUCGGGCCGGAGGACUUGCCACGGCCUGACUGCACUGAUGACGCCGUCUCUCGCUCUCGCUUUUUUUUAAAACCCGUCUGUCUUUUUCUCUGUCUGAUUCUCUCAGCUGCGGUUUGAGCUUUCACUUGUUUGUUUUUUUUAACACUUCAGAUGCGACUUUCCUCUCCUCUCUCCUCCACUUCUUUGGUCCCGUCAUCCACCUGUAAUCCAGGGGCAGGGGAGGGGAGGCCAUGUGUGUUCGUGUAGCACUCGUCCUCUGCUGUCUCCAUACGUGGACACACAGGCGGAUGAGUAGUCGGCAGUCUGUCCAGGGCAGAAGGACGGACUCUUUCUCCACAGAGGGGCUCUCUCUUUGGAGCAGGAAUGCCUUGGGUGGAGGGUUCUUUUUUCUUUUUUUUCUCUGCUGGCCUCUAGCAGUUUUGUAUUUUUCUGGUAGAACGUGGACUUCUUCCAGCAGAAUGUGUUUCUACUCCUCAGAGGAUGCUGCUGCUGCUGCUGCUGCUGCAUGUUGAUCUCGUGUGGGCACCAUGUAGGCCAGCCAGAAGGGUCGUCUCGGCAGAGUGGAGCAGCAGCCUGUCCUCCGUGUCACCUACCCACGGCUGGGAGCGCUGUGCAGCUGUAUGCCCAAGGACAGCAGUCACUAGCACCAGGGUGAAUGGGAUAAAGGUGUGUGUCUGUGCGUGUGUGUGUGUGCGUGUGUGUGAGUGAGAUGAGUUGAAGGUAAUAGUGCUUGGUGAAAAAUGAAAUACGAAGAGACUGCUGAUGAACAUAAUCUAGAGCUAUAUUGUUUGAGUGGUGUGCGGAUGUGGUGUUGAAAGAUACUGUAAUCAUUGAUACCUCCAGGGGGGGUUGUUAGUUCUUCUUUUUUAAAUGUUUAAAUCUAUUAUUUAUUAGUGAUGGAUUUAUAAACAAUUUUAACACAAUUUGUAUGAAACUGUACUAAACUUGACCCUUUGCCUCUUGCAUAAUAAUUUAUGGAGACGAGGUCCGGAUUGUCGAGGUAAAAAUCGAAUCUUUAAUUGAUGAACUUGAAGAUCUAAUAAUAAUAAUAUGACUAUACAUAUUAAAUGAAUAUUAACAGGAGCUGAGAGUGUAGAUUAAAGGUGAGAGAGGGUCUUUAUUGUCGGUGGGUGCUUGACACCUCCACCCCAUGUAGCUGUACUCCUGGGAACCCCAGCCCAGAGUCUUGAUUCAGUGGACAUGUACAGAGUAUAUUUGUGCUGGUGAUGUCCGUCAUCACAAUAUGUUUGCGUCGGUCACCUUUAAGCUGACCUCUAUAUCAUUGCUAAUCCUUCCUUCCAUGUUUGUUGGUGGGAGGCCUGCCGAAACACUGGCUGUCCAUGUGCGCUUUAGACAAUGACUGUAGCUGUUAUCGAGGGAUUGGCCAUUUUAUUUUUCCAUGUUUGUAGAAUGGCUCAUCCUGAUCCCUUGCCAACUUCCUUUUACUUUGGCUGAUUGGAAGGAUGGGCCAGUGCAGUCCAGCAGUGUACAGAGGUCAACUGUAGCAGCUGCUGUUCCAAGAGAAUUGGGUCUGUCGUGGAACUGUGGACAGGGACCAGAUGAGAGUGUUACUGUAUUUUAUGUUUAAGGGAAGCAACAAGUCUGAUGGUUUUGAGACGACUGGUCUGGACCAGGUGAAGGCAGCAGAAGCCAGUUUAAUUCUUGUCUCUGUCGUUAAGUCCACGUGAGCUGACUGGCUCAUGAGAGGAUGUUUCUAGAGACGUUCUAGAGAGCAGCAGACCCAUCUCUUUAGGCCCUCUCCUCAUCCAGAAAACAAACCGCAUAUGGAGAAUGUACAACUGCAGUCGGUUCUGCAGCCACACAAACACACAUCCACAUUCUCACGCCACACAUACAAACGUCUCACUUAACACGCACACUCAAAACACUAACACACACAUUAACAUUUGCACAUUCUAUCCAUCUAUGUAAGUGGAGACAUUAAGACACUAAUACAUAAUUAUUACACAUAUUCUCAAAUGCCAUUUAUCCACAUUCUUCUGGUCCUCAAAGGAUCACAAAAAUAGUUAUUUAAAGCACCUUUGAAAACUAUUCAAUUGUAUCCAUGGUUGUUUGGAUGCUUAGUUGUGCACAACAGCUUGGUAGACAACCACAAAGGUUUACUUUACAAGGAUUUGAUUGGUUUGGAAAGCAAAAACACCCAUACAAGCAAGUAGGAACGCACAGAACAGACCGCAACGUCUAUUGUAAUUUAUUAGCUUUUUUCAAUGUAAAUAGUGACUGAGAAAGCUUUAGAUUUUUUUGUAGAUUUUUUUUAUUAGUAUAAAUUAUUUGUUUUUGUUUUUUUUCUCAAGGUUCUCCAAACCACAGAAAUGAUGGUUGAAAUGUGAAUUAUAAUCUUGGUAGUGGGGGUGGGACAGUGGCACUUUUUGUCAUCUUCCCCUGUUGGUCUCUUUUAGUGUUGUGAAGAAUGCUGUCCAAAUUCUCUCAGUGACUGGACCUCUGACAGUCAAGUAGCAUGUAGUCAGAUUUAGCCUUACAGAUUUGCUCCCGAUAACCAGCACCACCUGAAUCCAGCCAACCCAUAGCAUUCCUUAGAUGUUUUUGGUUAUUAGAUUUGUGGCACACAAUCAGAAUCCUCUUAGCCCAGUGCCCUGCAGAUAACUGGUUUGUGUGUGUCGGUGGUAACUGGCUAACACGCUUCCUCGUGCUGGGCUGACUAUUCAAUGGAGUGGGCCACCGAGCGGGUCUGAAUGAGAUGCCUGCGGUGAGAUACCUGUGGAGUUAACUGACCCGGCAUCUGGUUUCAUAGGCUCAUUAUGGGACAUAAGUACAAUGCAGUGCAUAGAUCCUGUCCAUGUAAGGGACCAUGUCAUUGUCACAAGCUUUAAGCUGCACUGUUUUCUUUGUUUUUCUUUUUCCUGGUUUGUUCAUCUACAGAUGAAGGUUGUUCAAGUUGAUUAGAACGAAAAGGAUGUUUAUCCACCACUUUGUUUCUUGUGUAAAAAUCCCUCUCUGGAGAGGCCAUUUCAGGGUAUCCCCACAUCCACGUGUGGUGUCUGACCACCAGGUGGCCAGUCAUGGCUCACAGGCAUAGCUCACUCAGGUUCAAUCAAUACCCUGUAGUCAGUAUUCACUGAAUCCAGUAAUAGGACCCAGGCUCAUUAUGUGGACGGUCUGACAAGUAGUGGCUACAGCCACUGUACACAAGGACUUGGGCAUGCAUACCUUAGUGAUACAUAGAGAUGCUUCGGAUCAUCUCAUCACUUCAGUAUCAAUUUUGGCCAAUGUGGGCACCAUUUAUGACGCAUCAGCUUUUGAGCUGUUCUACUUUCCUACUGUAGGUGUACAAUGGGUACAUCUACCUUUUUCCAAGUCAAAGAAAAAUUGGCAGCUUGACCGGAAUAUUGAGCCUAUAACUUACUGCUGGCAAAAAUAAUCACAAUCUUCUAAGGUGAAGAUUAAUACACAGAACUUUGUAAAGAGUUGGAUCAACCCUAGAAGACUUUAGACCGGACCUUUACUGGCAGGGGAGUUCUUCUUUCAUAACCUAUCAAGUUUGAUUGUGUUGAGCAUUCGGGGAGAUAAAACACGGUUGCACUGCAGACCUAUGGGGGUUGAUGGAGAAUGUUUCCCAGGGGAGGGACAGGGAGAGAGAAAGAGAGAGAGAGCGAGAGACUGGGUGCACAUUUUUAUUUUGCUGUGUGUGACUGAGGCUUGGUGUGAUUCCCUCCCCGUCCCAUUGCUACAGAGUGGCAGGAGAACUUUAGAGGAUGUAACUAAUAAUGCUCUGUACUAUUUUUAACACAGGAAGAAGACUUUGUACUAAUUUACAAAUAAAAAGGCUUUGAUACCUUAA